AUGCUGGUGGACGAGCGGCUCUGGGCGCUCUUCAAGCGUCACUGGCGGUAUACUCUGACAUACUGGAGCGUGUUCUUCAGUUUCGGUCUGUGUAUCGCCUUCCUCGGUCCGACUAUCCUGGACCUGAGGUGUCAGACCCAGUCCACAUUGCAGCAGAUCACAUGGGUCUUCUUCUCCCAGCAGUUCUUCCUUUUACUGGGCAGCACCUUAGGAGGACUCUUCAAGAGAACGCUCUCAAGCUCCCUCUCAGUCCUCUGUUGCUGCACCCUCAUCAUCUCUUUGGUGUUUGCCAUCAUACCACUAUGUCACCAUGUGGUACUGUUGUCUGUUGCCCUGGCGCUAACUGGCACAGCAAUGGGGUUGAUUGACACCAUUGCCAACCAACAGCUGGUGAAGCUGUACCAGAAGGACUCUGCUGUUUUCCUACAGGCGUUACAUUUCUUCAUAGGCCUUGGGGCACUAGUCAGUCCACUGGUAGCGGACCCUUUCCUGGCAGAGGAUAGCUGUGUUCUGAAUGGCAACUGGACCACCAAUUCCUCCUCUUCCUCCCCAGACUUACAGCACCUUCGCAAUACCAUGGCUGGAAAGGGAACGGUGCCUCACAACAUUUCCCACUACCCUCUCCACACAGAGGGUAUCAUCACCACUAAGGUCUCCUUCGCUUUCUGGAUUAUGGCUCUUAUUAACCUUCCUAUCCCGCUGGCAGUGUUUAUAUUGAUGUACCAUGAGAGACUGCUGCCCUGCUUCAGCCCGAGUCCUCCUCUGUUAUCCAGAGACUCUCUGUCCUCCACGACCACCACAGCAUCAGAGAAGAGCGAACAGGGUCAUGGGGUUACGUUUGCCUGCUUCAACCCUGAGAAACUGCGUGGUCGCCCUCCCUCUUUCUUCCUUCUCCAUUUUCUGGGCGGAGCCAUCCUCUUCAUUACAGAUGGCAUCAUUGGUUCCUACGCAGGCUUUGUCUACACCUAUGCUGUGAGCCCUCCCUUGUCUAUGGGUUAUAAGACGGCAGGCUGCCUGGACAGUGUGUUCUGGGCCUCCAUCACAGCAGGCAGGCUGGCUUUCAUCUACCUGUCCUACAGAUAUACAGCCACCAGGCUACUCGUCUUCAGUCUGGUUGGCGUGAUACUAGUGCAGUGCAUGAUACUGUUGCUUUACUAUAGUCAAGUAUUUAUCUUCAUCGGUACGUGUUUGUUGGGACUUUGCAUCAGCAGUGUGUUCCCCUGUCUGCUGGCCUAUACAGAGGACAUACUAAACUAUAAAGGUUGUGCAACUACUGUUCUGGUGACCAGUGCCGGCACAGGAGAAAUGGUAAUGCAGGUGGCUGUAGGAUCGGUGAUCCACAGUCAGGGCAGCUAUACCUUUCUGUUGAGUGGAGUGAUUGCAUCUUUCAUCGGCUUCUCCUUAUUUCUGUUCCUCCUCUAUGUCCAGCGCAUACACAGAAACUGCCAGCCAGAGUCUCCUAAGGACAUAGACAUGACGGAGAAGCCAAUGUCUGGAGACCAGUGAGGCAAAGACACCCAAGAUCUGGCCAGAAACAACAGUUUUUUUCUGAUGAUACAAAGGGAAUAUGAGAAGAAAAUCUGAUAAAGCUUGUCUCCCCACUGGGCAUUUAAAAUCUGCCAUAUUUGCCAAAGAAAUGAUGAAGGUACACUUGAGUGAUAAACCUUCAUCCUGGCCGCCAUCUCACAACAAAAAUGAACUGUAACCUAGAGUGCCUUCCUCUACAAGCCAUCCGAUCAAGUUAAAAUUCAAUGGAAACUCGACUUCAUUUACUGUGGAAUGGCAUCAAG
This is a messenger RNA of Lampris incognitus (smalleye Pacific opah), 1790 nucleotides long. It is a transcript of the gene slc60a1a, whose product is annotated as major facilitator superfamily domain containing 4Aa. The record is from RefSeq and is a predicted model, not a curated record. NCBI's taxonomy places the organism in Eukaryota, Metazoa, Chordata, Actinopteri, Lampriformes, Lampridae. Bases 1 to 1506 code for a protein of 501 amino acids. The transcript has 10 exons.